AUGUGUACCCCAAAAUUACUUUACACUAUAGAACAGCCUCAUGGUCUAGGUGAACUUUAUUUUUUAUGGCAAAAAGGCGAGUCACAUUCAUUGUUGGCAACUACUGGGACAGAUGCAACAGUUGCGAUACAUGAUCGUUCAGGUCAAUUAAUGGAAAGGAUAAAGCUACCUGGGCUUUGUGCUGGUAUGGAAUGGGAUAAUGAUGGCGAUUAUUUAGCAAUAAUAACACCAAACAGUAACACUGUGCUGCUGUGGGAGUGCCAUGCCAACAAACGCGUCAAUAUCGAGACAGGUCUAAGGGAAUCCCCUUCAUGUCUGGCAUGGUCCUAUGGGGAGCCUCUAUUAGCAAUAGGAACAUCUAAAGGAAAUCUUGCUUUAUAUAACCAUCAUACUACCAAACGCAUACCCAUAAUUGGCAAGCAUACGAAGAAAAUAACCUCGGCAGCUUGGAACAGAGAUAGCAUAUUAGUUCUAGCUUCUGAUGAUAAAAACCUAUCUAUAAAUAAUUCUGAUGGAGACACUCUUAGGAUGAUAUCGCUGAGAGAUAUUCCUAACGAUUUACAGUUCUCUGAAAUGAAGACUGAUGAAAGAGUUGCUGGUGAAAAUACUAUAAGCCUCGUUGUCGGGAAAAGAACACUGUACUUAUACAAUCUGCUAAAUCCAGAGAACCCAAUAGAACUUGCCUUUCAACAGAGAUAUGGUUCUAUUGUGUCAUACAAAUGGUAUGGAGAUGGGUACAUUCUUAUAGGAUUUAGUGCCGGAUAUAUAAUAGCUAUAUCUACCCACAUAAAGGAAGUUGGUGAAGAAUUGUUUCAGGUGAAGAAUCAUAAAGAUGGUUUGACUGAUAUCGCUAUAUUCGAUGGGCAGGCAGCGUCGUGUGGCGACGGACAAUUGAAGUUAAUAUCAGUAUGGAACAACGGUGAAGUCUCCGGGUCGGUGGUGCCCGUGGGCGGGUCCGAGCGGUGCGGGUGGAGCUCCGACGGGCGGCUGCUGGCCACCUCCGGCAGGGGCUACCUGAGCGUGUACGUCACCGCCCUGCCGCCCUUGUACGCGGCGUACGGCACCAGAGUAGUUACGUUAACUAACCUCACUGAAGUAACUGUGUACCAGUGCAUCGGAGUAGGGGAUGAAUCGGAGUCUGUUAAUAAAUCGGAGCCGGUCCCUGUCGCGCGCAUAUCGCUAGAGACAGAGCCGUCGCUGCUGGCGCUGUCGCAGUCGCACGUGUGCGCGGCGCGCGCGCAGGCGGCGUGGUUCCACGCGCUGCGCGGCGGCGUGUGGCGGCGCGCCUACCCCGCGCGCGUGGACGCCGUGCGCGUCGCGGGCGACCUCGCCGCGGUUAUGUUCCAGGGGAGGGCUAUGUUGCAUUCUAUCGAAGGGCCGGACUCCUCGCAGCCGGAGCGCGACGCCAUGAUGUUCCCCGAGCCGCAUAUGCAGGGCGCCACCAUCGUCGAUAUACAUCUUACUACAGAUUUCUUUAUAUUUGCAACGGAUCAAGGUCACAUAGAGUACUUCAGCGUGGAGGCGUGGCGCGCGUGCUGGCGGCACGCGGGCGCGGGGGGGCUGCGCGCGCUGCGCUGCGACGCGGGCGCCGCGCGCGCCGUGCUGCUGGGCGCCGGCCGCGCGCGCCUGCUGCUGGCGCCCGCCGCGCUCCUCCUCGCGCUGCCCGACCCCGACACCGACCUCGGCAGCUGUGAGUCAGUGAUCUGGGACAUGUGCCUAUCGGAGCGCAACGUGUUCGCGCUGGCGGCGGGCGGCGCGCUGCACACGUACUGCGUGGCGGCGGGCACGCGCGGCGCGCACGCGGCGCUCGUGGCGGCCACGCGCCUGGCGCCCGCGCUCGCGCCGCUGCUUAUGUUCGCUGGUGACGUGUACUGCCACGCGCCGGGAGGCAGUGUAGUCAAGGUGGCCCUAGAGUCGCACAACACGGCGGGGCUGGCGGACGCGGACACGGAGCGGCGGCUCGCCAACCAGCGCGCGCACAUCGACAAGCUGGUGGCGCUGCGCCGCUUCCACGACGCCUGGCUGUUCUGCGACGCCGUGGACGAGGAGCCCAUGUGGAGGAAGUUGGGGGAGGCCGCCAUCGAGGAUCUCAAUGUGGAGUUUGCAAUCCGAGUGUAUACAAGGCUCAGCGACGUUGCCAUGGUGUGGGCUUUGGAAGAUGCUCUGCAUAUAGAAGAAAUACCUAUAUUAUGCGGCAUGCUGUGCGCGUGCCUCGGCAACGGCGAGGCGGCGGCGCGCUGGCUGGAGGGCGCGCGCGGGGCGGCGGCCGCGCUGGCGCUGGAGCUGCACGCGGCGCGCGGCGACUGGGCGCGCGCGGCCGCGGCGGCGGCGGCGUGGCCGGCGCGCGCGCCCGCCGUGCUGCUGCACCAGGCCACGCAUCUGGACCUAACAGCUGACUACCACGAAGCUUUAGCAACUUACGAGAAGAGUAUGAUUACGGAAAAAACAAACGAUAUCAAAGUUAAGGAACACAACGCAAAAUGUGAAGCCGGCAUCGCGCGCAUGUCCAUACGAUGCGGAGACGUCAUGAGAGGAGUUACAACCGCGAUGAAAUAUUCCCACGACACAAGUUUACUAAAAGACUGUGCCCAAUUACUUGAAGAAGAAAAACAAUACUCCCACGCAGCAGCUCUUUACGAUCACGCCGGGAACACAGAAAAGGCGGCGUCCCUAUACAUCAAGCUGAAGUCUUGGCUCAAAGUCGAAUCUCUUAUACCAAAGAUCAAAUCGCCAAGUAUUCAUCUACAAUAUGCGAAAGCUAAAGAGGCAGAAGGCAGAUAUAGUGAUGCUCUAAAAUCAUAUUUGAAAGCGCAAGACUUCGAGUCGGCAAUACGGUUAAAUUUAGACAAACUGGAUGACAUUGACGAAGCAGUUCAUUUAGUGCAAGAGACAAAGUCCGUGCAAGGUGCUAAAAUGGUGGCGAAUUAUUUCCAAAACACCGAUGAUCCGACAUCAGCGAUAAAGUUUUUAGUGAUGUCCCUGUGCUAUGACGAGGCGUUUCAGUUGGCGAGGAAGAAUGGCAAGUUGCACUUGUACGGGGAGAUAUUGAUACAAACGUCACAAGCGCGGUCGGAGGAUUUCAAGAGUCUCGCGUUGCAUUUUGAAGGAGAAAAAAACUAUUUGUUAGCGGGAAAGUUCUAUUUUCACGCCGGCGAGUAUGGAAAAGCUAUGACACAUUUGUUGAAGGCGGGGGCGUCGGAUACUGAGGAAAAUGAAGCAAUUACGAUCGCGAUUGAUGCUGCCGCUGCGAGCGAUGAUGAGAGGCUGGCUAGAAGGUUGAUAGAAUUUUUGCUUGGCGAAACAGAUGGGAAUCCGAAGGAUCCGAGACAUUUGUUCCGUCUUUAUAUGGCUAAAAAGCAGUUUAACGAAGCUGCCAAAACUGCUGUGAUAAUAGCGGGCGCGGAGUGCGCGGCGGGGCGCUACCGCGAGGCGCGCGACGCGGCGCGCGUCUCCUGCGCCGCACUGCGCGCGCGCGCCACCGCGCCGCCGCGCGACCUGGCGCGCGCGCUCGCCGCCGCGCACACAUACAUGCUGGUGACCGGCACGCACACACACGCACGGACGCCCGCACGCACACACGCACGCCCACACGCACGCACACCCGCACGCACACACGCGCGCACACCUUCGUGCGUGAACGUGCGCACGCAC
Brenthis ino (lesser marbled fritillary) is the source of this 3651-nucleotide messenger RNA. The record is from the annotation of a GenBank genome assembly. NCBI's taxonomy places the organism in Eukaryota, Metazoa, Arthropoda, Insecta, Lepidoptera, Nymphalidae.